This is a messenger RNA of Cebus imitator (Panamanian white-faced capuchin), 1577 nucleotides long. It is a transcript of the gene MS4A7, whose product is annotated as membrane spanning 4-domains A7. Gene Ontology annotation, cellular component: trans-Golgi network; plasma membrane. The coding region runs from base 277 to 1092 and encodes 271 amino acids. Gene Ontology annotation, biological process: cell surface receptor signaling pathway. The transcript is spliced from 6 exons. Lineage: Eukaryota; Metazoa; Chordata; Mammalia; Primates; Cebidae. The record is from RefSeq and is a predicted model, not a curated record.
AGCAACUGUCUGUAACUACAGCAAAUUCAUAUCCUGUGUAAUCAUAAAUACUGCACUGAGAAAGGGACAGGAAGUCUCAGAAGCAGGAGAGCAGAGCGGCCAGAUCUGUCUGCAGGAACAGCCAGUGGGAGGAUCCAGCUGAGCGAGCGCUCCACAGAGGUGAACUGACCCACCAGCCACAGCACAAGGGAGCAGGCUGUGAGAACAGACCCUGGCAACCACAAUUCUACUUUCUGUGCAUCUGACUAUUGCAGGUGCCUCAACAUCAUCAGCAUCAUGCUGUUACAAUCCCAAACCAUGAGGGCUUUUGACAUCUUUACACCAAAGGGCAUCACUAUCCCUGAAAGACAGAAACCUGGACACACAUACCAAAAAGAAGAUUACCAGCAGAGUGGGCUGCCAAAAGAAGCCACUGUUCUCGGGAUUGUCCAGAUCCCGUGUUGCCUGAUGAUAUCAAGUUUGGGGGUCAUCUUGGUUUUUGCUCCCUACCCUUCCCACUUCAAUUCAGAAAUUUCCACCACUUUGAUGUCUGGGUACCCAUUUUUAGGAGCUCUGUGUUUUGGCGUUACUGGAUCCCUCUCAAUUAUCUCUGGAAAGCAAUCGACUAAGCCCUUUGACCUGAGCAGCCUAACUUCAAAUGCAGUGAGUUCUGUUACUGCAGGAGCUGGCCUCCUCCUCCUUGCUGACAGUGUGGUAGCCCUGAGGACUGCCUCUCAACAUUGUGGCUCAGAAAAGGAGUAUCUAUCCUCACUGCCUUAUUCGGAGUACUAUUAUCCAAUAUAUGAAAUCAGAGAUUGUGUCCUGACCAGUGUCAGUUUAACAGUGAGUAGCUUCAGAUUGAAUAUCCUGUCGUGUGAAAUCUCAGUGUCUUCCCUCUGCAUAACCUCUGUUUUUCUGGCAGUCUCUGGUCCUGUUGGUCCAAAUGCCUGGAGACAGACGGAAAUAAACAAACACUUGUGGUUGGAAGAGGCCUGUCUGCAGACUGCAUGGUGUGGGGGGUGUACCAGACAAAGUCAGAAGAGGAAAUCAAGGACAACAGGGAGACUAUCACUCUUCUGGUUUUUCUUAUUACAAACAUUCCAACCUCGAUGAGUUUGACUCUUAAAGUGCAACCUUUGUUGAAUGGGCUUCUCCCUACUCAUCACAGGCAGAAAUAUUCUUCAUUUGAAUUUUAUUUUAAUCUGAGAUUAUCUCUUUUGGGCUCUUUUCUAGGGGUUGGAUGCCCCUAUCCCUUAAAGAUGCUUGUCUUCUGAUCAUCAGUGAAUUGAGGACUAGCAGAGGCUGUACAGUGUUCAAUUUAACCUUCAAAUGCAAGCCUGUAUGCUACAUUAUGUUAGGCAUAGAACAUGACUCUUAAGCCCAAAUACAUAAUUAUUUUGUACUUUGGUCCAACAGGGCUGACAGAGUGCGGUGGGAAGGGAGAAAGCCUGUCAUGGAUUUGACUUCUAGAAAAAAUGUCAAUCUCUCUGGGCAGCAUUUUCUUGGCACCUUUCUCCCAAACUUGAUGAUCACUACCUGUUCAUGGUGACAAGCCUUGCUUAUUCCAUCCUAUAAAUGUAGGGUCAUGGUGCUAAAAG